GAAAUAUAUAUUUUGUUACAUACUGAGAAUCAUUAGUAAAAUUAGUAUAUUACUUAAAACGACGUAUGACACUGUUGAAAAGUUUAUUCAAAACUAAAAGUUAUGGAACAAUUUAUUAAAACAGAAAUAAAGGCUAUCGUGGCUGAAGGUGCGUUUGGUAAAAAUUGUAACUUAGUGUCAUUAAAAGUGUAUAAUGAUAUUGAAAAAAAGGAGUGGAAGUAUAAUACAAUAUAUGGCGAUAUGGUCACAUCGGAUGAUAGUUAUUAUUCCGUUUUGAUUAAGUUAAAAAAUCGAGAUCAAAUAAUACGUGAAAGUUCUGAAUGCGAUAGAUUAUUUCAUAAUGAAUUAUACUUUUUUGAAUAUAUCAUUCCAUUCUUAUUAAAGUGUCGUGGUCCUUUGGUAAAUAAUGAAAAUGCUUUAUCAUUACCGCGGUUUUUUUAUGGCCGUAACAAAGGAGGCGAGUUAGCGGAAAAGGAUCUUAUAGUUUUCGAAAAUGAUAAUAUUUUAGGCUACCGUUUUAAUGAAGAGCAGCUAUUCAUGGAUAAGGAUCAUUUAAUCAUUGCACUUCAGGCUAUUGCAAAGUUUCACGGGCUUUCGUACAUAGCCAAACACAAAAAUGCCGACAGAUUUCGCGACAUCGUCGCCGACGUGUACGACGUGCAGUUCGACGUUAACGGUCCCUGGAUGGCACAGAACGAUCUGUUGAAGAGGAUAGGCAAACGCGGCGUGGAUCGACUGUUGGAGCGCAGCGGUGAACAGUAUUGGGAUCACGAGCAGUUGCGUCGGUUGAACGAGUUGUUCGACGACGCGGAGGGCACGCUGCGGUUGGCGUUGAGCGACCGCGAACCGCUGUCCGUCCUGUGCCACGGCGAGUAUUGCCACGGGUCCGUGAUGUUCCAGUACGACGAGUGCGGAUGUCCGUUCGACGCGCUCAUCAUGGACUUCUUCAACAUACGUUACGGGUCGCCCGCACUGGACCUGUCGUUGUUCCUGUACAAGACCACCUCGCAACGAACUCGUCAGACGCACUGGGACGAACUGUUGGACGCGUACUGUGCCUCGCUCGCGGCUGCCGUCCCGCCCGGCGUCCGUGUCCCGGAUCGCGCCGAACUGGACGCCGAAAUGGCCGAGUGUGCUAUAGUCGGUUUCGCGACCGCGUCCUUUAUGUUGUGUUACAAGCUGCGGGACUACAGCGAUCCGUUGUUGGACUCAAUGGUGGCCGACGACGACCCUGUGGAAUACUUUUUGGCGUUGGGCGGUGAUGCGGUCACCGAGUGUAUUGCCGACAUGGUACAGCACAUGAUUGACAUGGCCUACACUCAGCCUUGUAAAGCCCUAGGGUAAAAAGGUUCAUUUUUAAAAACUUUUAAUAUAAACGGUUACACCCUUUAAAAAAAUCUAUAUUUAAACGUGGUAUUUAAAAUAUUUAAAACAGCUUUAAAAAAUAUAUAAUAAAAAUAUAUAGAUUUUCAUUUUUUUUUCUAAUUUAACUUUUUAUUAUUUUUAAUUUAAUAUAACAAAAAAAAUAAUAAUAAAAAUAAAAAAUAAAUAAUAAAAAUAAUUCUAAACAAUGAUGUGCACAGUCUUAAAAAAUAAAUAUGUAAAUAUAUAUAAUAAUGAUAAUUUGAGACUUCUAUAAUAUUAUCUGUUAUUUCUGUAUAUAACUAUAUAGAAGUAGUUUGAUACAUAGAUUCUUAAAUUAUCAAUUAUAUUAUAUUGUUUAUGAAAAACAUUCAAAAUGUUGGAGAUUAAUAUAUCCUUCAAUUGAAUCACCCAUCAGCGCCAAGUAGCAGAAAUUUCAAAUGUGUCAAAAUCGAUUUUCAAAAAUCAGAAUUAAACUUCUAAAAGUGAUUUAAAUAAAUAUAAAUCAGUUCUUAGAUUAUAUAAAAAAAUUGUUACCAUGGUUAUCGAAAAUAAAAUAAUAAUAAUAAUAAAAAAAUCGGUAGGUAUUUAAAUUUUUUUUUUAUUUUUCGUACAACUUUCUUAAUUUCUUUUUAAUUAGAACCUUGUCCUGAUAAUUACGAACACAACAAAAAAAGAAUUAGCGAAAUCGGUUCAGCCGUUCACACCUGAUGUCGUGACGAAGGGAAAUAGGGAUUCAUUUUUAUAUAGAGAGAUAAAAUACAAUUUCAUCGGUUAAUUUCUUUGUUAGUAUAAUAGUAUAUAAUUUUAUUUGAAUUUGAAUUUAAUUUCUUAUAAAGUAUAUUCUAUUUUAAUUUAUAAUAAUUGGCUGUGAAAUGUUUUAUUUUAUCUAUUACUUUCUUUAUUUGUAUUGCUGUCCGCUGAUUUCAAUAAGAUAUCAAAUGUUAUUAAAUAUCAGAUAAAAUGUAUAAACCUUAAUUUUUCUUAAUACAAAUAUUGUUAAGCAAUAAGUAUACUAUCAUUAAUUAUUAAUACCUAUCUAGUAUUUCAAAUUUAUCUAUUAAUAUGCAAAAACAUUUUUUUUAACCCCAGCUAAUAUUUUUUAGGUGAAAUUUGAUAUAUAAUUGGAACGGUAUUGUAGAAUCUACAA
Molecule: messenger RNA, 2512 nt
Organism: Aphis gossypii (cotton aphid)
Lineage: Eukaryota; Metazoa; Arthropoda; Insecta; Hemiptera; Aphididae
Exons: 2
Coding region: 103-1344 (413 amino acids)
Source: RefSeq, a predicted model, not a curated record